This is a messenger RNA of Vitrella brassicaformis, 3391 nucleotides long. NCBI's taxonomy places the organism in Eukaryota, Vitrellaceae. The record is from the annotation of a GenBank genome assembly.
GUGCGCCGAGGUGGCGUUAUCAACCUUAUUACUGUGCCCGCUCCAGCUCGAGCUCCUCGGGAUCCACGGCCGCCGGAGGCGGCCGGCACAAUACUAGUCAACGGCAGAAAGGCAAUCAAAGCGAUGAGCAUCAUGUCGGGCGCGUCCCUGUCGCCGCCCAUGACGGGCUGUGAGGCGGCCGACAGGCUGAUCCGCCGUGCCCGCAGGUCAUUUGACGACAUUGUGGCGGCCAAGGAGAGGGCCCAGGCGGACGUGGAGGCCAUCGCCAAUGAGAUGUCCGCCAUGGUGGCGGCCAAAGGCGGCGUGUGGCAGCUCACCGACACCGAGGGAGAGAUCAUGGUCAAUGCCGGUAAAGACGGGACGGAACAGACAGGCAGAAAUGGGCAUAUGUGUGUGGUGCAAAUGUCCGUCACUCUCUCACUCUCUCUGUGUGUGUGUGUGUGUCUGACCAGGCGGUGUGGUCUUCCCAGUGAGUCGGCGCGCCCUGUUGAUGCCCUUCAUGAAGCGGCGAUACAUCUCAGUGCUGCUGAUGCAUCACGCGGGCGGCCUGCCCAAGGAUCCCGACGGCCACCUCUACCUCGAGACGUCAUCGGCAUACUUCGAGGCCUUCUGGGACGAGCUGACCCUCUACCAGACUGGCCGUACCGACACCGUGACCCUGCCGGCAUCCAAGGCGUCAGAUCCCCUUUACAACGACUACCACGCCCUCUUCAUGAGUGAGAUCAGCUGCUACUCGGCCCCCCAGCAGACCUCCGCUGCAGCCACGGCCGCGCCGAUGGAGGUCGACGGCCACACACCCGACACACAGCCGGCCGACACAUCCGAUGAGAUGCAGCAGCACAUCCGUGAGUGUGAGGAGGCCCUCCGGGCCCAUGGGGCCGCCAUGGUGGGGCUGCGGGCGGUGCGCGAUGACAUCCAGCGGUUCCUGACGGCCAUGGAGCCCUUCUUCGCCAGCCGACACGCCGAGGACAAUGCCAUUCUGAGCCUGACCAUCCACAGCCGGAAGGUGUCGAUCAUGCGGAAGAGCCUGGAGCGGCUCGGCCACAACCACCCCCUGCUGACACGCUUCUCGACGUAAGAAUGACACACAGACACAGAAAGAGGGGGACGAGGGGAUGAUGCGCAUUGGUGUUGGUGUCGGUUCUGAUGGUGGUCAGGACGCCCCCCUGUUUUGCCGACCGUUCUGUGCGGCAGACGCCCACCAAGUGCUUCAUGGCGGCGGUGGAGUUUGCGCGCUGCAUCGCCACCAUGCCCACCGAACGGCUUAUCCGCCCGCCACUCGUCGAGGAGGGCGACAAGCGUCACUUCGUAGAGGACAUCGUAAGUGAGACACACAGAGAGGGCGGCACACACAGGAAGGAGCUGCUGUGUUGGUCAUGUGUCGUGUGUCAGGAGAUGUAUGGGUUGAAGUACCAGCCCCUCUGCAAUGGCGUGACGAGUGGCGACUUCGUCAUCGAGACGGCCGAGGAGUGGGGCAAAGUCAUCGACAUGACCGGCAAACACUCACCCACAGCCACACUCAUCUACAAGUGAACCCGGCCAGAGGGAAAGAGACACACAGAGAUCGUUGUGGUGCAUGUUGAUGUCAGGUCGAGUCGCGACACGCUUUCGUAUGCCUCCCUCUUCAACAAGGUGGUGGGCAAGGGCGGCCUCCUGUUCGCCAUCAAGCAGGGCGACACACAUCGCUUCGGAUGCUUCAUCGACGGCGAGAUCGAACCACCUGCUGACCCCACAGAGACCAACCAGUACAGGGCGCCAGUCGUCUUCUUUUCGCUGUCGGGUGCGUACGAGACGCCCACGAAGAUCGAGCUGCCGGAGGAGAGGCAGUGGGUGGAGGUGGCCGGCACACAGGGGGCGGUGGAGGACCCAAAGUGGCUGCCGCUUGCCAAUGUGGCCAUCGCCCGCGGUUACCUGUGCCUUGGCUUUGCCAUGCCAGGUCCGGCGGCCGACCUCAGCCGCUGCUGUCAGUGGAUUGAGGAGCAGCAGCUGCCGGCGGAGGGAUACAGAGGGAAUCGUAGAUGGAUGGCUAGCACGGACAUUGAUUCCCUCGACUAUAAUGGUGCGGUGGUCGGUUCCCUCGGCAGCAGUUUCGUUUUCACCUGCAGGGAGCUGGAGGUGUGGCACAUCACAGCGGUGAGUGGGAGGCAGCGAGGAACAAAAGCAGAGAGAGAGAGAGAGAGGCGGAAACAACAGUGCACUUCAUUGACUUGCUGCAUCCUCAUGUGAUGCGUGUAUGUCGCUGUGUGUGUGCAGGGGACCAGCUGCUGACGCACGGCAGCGGAGGAAGACAUGAGGCGGCGGGGUGGGGGUGUGGUGGGGAACAGGAGAGGGAGGGGGCGAGGGCCGCCCCUUUCCUUUGCCUGAAGUGCCUUAUGCGCUGCUCUCACUCUUCUCAUAGAGACCUAUGUGCUACUUGGCCUUUAUGCGGCUCUUGUGGUGGCGGUGCGGUGCUGGUAGAUGGCUGAUCGGUGCCCCACAGACCCCACUGUUUCUACGUUUACGCUUGUCUGUACACUGUAGCUGCUGCUUGAUGUGGUGUCUGUGUGGUGCAUGGUGUCAUGUCGUCAUCGAUGGGGGGAGGGGCACAUGUGUGUGUGUGGUGCGCCGUGCUGAUGAACGGCUGGAUCACAUUAUGGGUGACAUCAGCGGCUCCAUAUUUGUCUUUCUGCUUCCUGGGGAUGGUCCACGUCGCUGUAAUGACAGUCUGCAAGCCGGCGGAUCGAGGAAGAAGUUUUCCUGUGUGACGUACGUGUGCAGACGUUUGUGUGUGUGUGUGUCCAUAUUGCAUUGUGCACACAGCCAGAGAAGCAGACAGCCCCGCACUGUUCGUGAUCAAACAAGCGAUAGACACUGCGACACGCUGGUGUGCCGUUUCUUUGAUGACGGACGAUUCGCUGUUUGAUGCGCUCGCCGUAUGUACGCGAUUGAUUGGCGCCGUGCUGCGGUGCGAUGUAACGUGCUCUUGUGUUCCAUCGACAGACCGACCACGUGGCUGCCGUGGGGUGCAUGUGUAGAGCGUGAACUGUUUUCAUGCAUGCCACGAUGCAAGCAGGGCGGUCAUCGUCUGUGUGCUGUCCGUGGACGGGGGGAUUCAGGGAGCAUCUGUGUGUGUGUCAUUCGCUCCGCCUGUCUGUCUAUGUGUCCAUCGUGUGCACUGAUCCUGGUCACUCCAUCCAUGAGGCUGCGUGAGUGAAGGAAUGACUCCCUUCUGCACAAGUUGUUGACAUCGAUCUGUGCAAUGGAUGCUUGUGCGAGCAGUGAGUGACUGCAUCGGUCUGUUUUGUCUGUGUGUCUCCACAGAACGACCGGUACUGUACCUGCACCGUCCGUCCAGGCUGACGACUAGCAAACAUUGAAUACAGCGAAAAGCACCGCCUUUUAUGAAUCAAAC